Messenger RNA from Camponotus floridanus (Florida carpenter ant), 2045 nucleotides. RefSeq names its product lachesin. The record is from RefSeq and is a predicted model, not a curated record. The transcript has 10 exons. Gene Ontology annotation, cellular component: neuron projection. NCBI's taxonomy places the organism in Eukaryota, Metazoa, Arthropoda, Insecta, Hymenoptera, Formicidae. The coding region runs from base 419 to 1822 and encodes 467 amino acids.
GCGCGGUAGCCGUAUCUUAUUCUAUUUAGUGUAUCAUUUACUCAGAAAAAGUAAUUAUAUCUUUAAAAAUCGUUGCAUCACUACCCGAUCGAGCUUCUAUACCGUUGAAUUGGAUUGCGCGUUGAAAAUAACGCUACGAGCGAUGGAGAUUCAUUCGCAUCCGAGCAACGACGUUAGUCGUCAAGUAGUGAGUGGACGCGCGAGCGACGACCCAUAAAAGGGGGACCGCGAGAGUGGCGGGCGCACAGUCGCGCACCGUCUAUCCGUUGGUACGGAACGCGCGGCCAACGUAUCCCCAUUCUAUUCGGUAUAUCGGGCUAUCAUUUAGCCCCAUCAGAAGCAACAGUUAUGUUAUCGAAAAUCAUCGCAUUGCUAGCCGCCAAUCUGCUGCGCUACUGAAACUUCAUCGUGCGUACGUAUGGUGUAUGGCUUACCCUAUGGCAUGGCAUCGCAGAACGUCGCACUGUGCGUCCUUAUCGCCGUCUUUCUCCACGUCAGUCUCGGUCAAACACCGCCUAAAUCUGAGGUCCUGCCCGAAUUUCUGGCGCUCCUGGAAAAUCACACGGUCACUCAAGGUCGCGACGUCUUCUUCACCUGCGUCGUUAAUCAUCUUCAGUCUUAUAAGGUCGCCUGGAUAAAGUCGGAUUCGCGUGCGAUUUUGGCCAUUCACACGCAUAUGGUAGCGCAAAAUCCACGCUUGUCCGUCACUCACAACGGCCAUAACACAUGGAAGCUGCACGUGACUAACGUUCAGCCGAACGACUCCGGCACGUACAUGUGUCAAGUUAAUACGGAUCCCAUGAGGAGCCAGACCGGCCACAUGAAAGUGGUGAUACCACCCGAUAUCAUGGAUCUGGACGACACAGCGGAUUCCCUGACCGCCGAGGAGAAUGGCGAUUUGCGACUGCGGUGUCGAGCGACCGGCAACCCGAAACCUGUAGUGAUCUGGCGCCGAGAGGACGGUCGGAACAUCACCCUGAGGAAUGAGCAUCAAGGAAUAAAACGAAUGCCAACAUACGAGGGUGAGCAGCUUCAUUUGAGGGGCAUUCAACGGCAAGAGAUGGGUUCUUAUCUCUGUAUCGCGUCAAACGGAGUGCCGCCGACGGUCAGCAAGAGAUAUUACGUCAAUGUUCGUUUCAAACCGCUGAUUAAAGUCACAAACCAGUUAGUGGCGGCGCCCGUCGACAGCGAUGUUCUUCUUCAGUGUUACGUGGAGUCCUCGCCGAAGGCUCUGAACACAUGGUACAGAAAUAACGGUACAGAUAAAAUAUCAACAGAAUUACAUUUGAAGACAUUCACUUUAGGAGUCAAAUUAUUGAAGGAUGAGAAACAUGACAUAUCAGAAGUAAUCAUCAACGAUUAUGCAUAUCAGCUAAAUCUCACUAUCAGGCGACUAGAUAAAUCUGAUUUCGGCACUUAUACUUGCUCUGCUGAAAAUGCUUAUGACAUAACAGCAGCGUCUAUAAGACUGCAAGAGUUGCAGAUACCCAAACCAACAAUAACUUCCCCGUGCAAUACCGAAGUCAUCGGGAAACACGCCUGGCGGAAGCCGACAGAGAAGAAGAAGUACGAAUCUGACCUGACCCCGAAGAACGUGGGCCAUACCACGCCGAUAUCUAGGAGAAACUCGUCGAGCUCUUUGCCGAAUAUCGUGAACAAGUCGAGAAAUUCCGUGUUUCCGGCACCAGCACCAGCACCGGCACCGGCGCAUUCGGCACCGACGCAACUGGACGCUCAAAAUGGUGUUAGGUCAUCACGCGAUUUGCAAUUACGUCAUAUUGGUCUUGCUGUGGUCGUCCUGAUCAUUUUCAAUUGUGACUAAGAUAAAACUGAAAUCUAUCGCAACAGUGAAAUCAUUAAAUUACAACGAAAUCGAUUGUUCAUCGUGAUUUCGAUCGCUGGAUGAUAUAUAGAAUGAAAUUACAUUGAAUUGACAGUGAAAUAAUUUUUUUGUUAAAUUUACAUUCAAUUUACAAAACGUGUCAUAGGAAAGAACAUGAGAGAAACACGAGAUAUACAUCGAGAAUUUUAUUGUAAAUAAUAAA